ACAAGAUAUAUACACCCCUGGCUGUAUGAGUUCUGCCUCUCCUCCUUACCCUUAUCUGCUCGACUGCUCUGAUACCUCUUGCGUGGGCAUCUCUCACAGAAAUGAAUCCCCUGGGCAUCACUGUGGUUCUGGUACUACUGGUGGGGGUCUGGGCUCAGAUCAAUGUGCUACGACCUCAGUGUGACUCCCCUGAGGCAGAGGAGGCUGCUCUGGUGGCUCAGGAUUACCUCAAUGCCCAGCACACUCAUGGCUACAAGUAUGCCCUGAACAGGAUCGAAGACAUCAAAAUCCUUACUAAGCCUGAUGGAGACAACACAUAUGUCCUGGAAGUUGACCUGCUGGAGACAGACUGUCAUGUGUUGGACCCCACACCUCUUGCCAACUGCACAGUCAGACCCAAAAUAUUGACGGCAGUAGAAGGAGACUGUGAUGUGGUGCUGAAGAAGGUUGGCGGAGCUCUGACUGUCACAGCAUUCAAGUGUAAAACAGAUGAAUCAACAGAGGACCUGUGCGUGGGCUGUCAUACCCUCCUUCCCCUAAACGACACCAUAGCACUGGACUUUGUCCAUGCCUCUCUGGCAACCUUCAACAACAUGACUGUGAAUGUAACAUACACUGUUCUGGAGGUUGGAAGAAUGUCAUCACAGGUUGUCUCCGGUGGGCCAAUCUAUUUUGCAGAAUAUGUUGUAGUUGAGGCUAAUUGCACUGAUGAUGCCUGUGUGCCCUUAAAUGACGCCAUGGCUGUACGUGGUAUUUGUUCUGCCAAAGGUUCCAACGCUGAUCACACAGUGGACUGCAAGAUGUUCCCCAAUCUGAUCCCUGUUGUAAAUGCCAGCAGCACUGCAGCUGCUGACUUGCCACCAGUGGUCCAUGUACAUACAGGCAGCCUGUCCCCCAAGCACGGUCUGAGACACCACAAACUGACUGCUCUCCAUGACCCUCAGCUAAGCGGCCUUUUGUCUGCAGAAUCAGCAGAGUCAGAUGAAGUUGUACGCGUAGCUCCGGCAGUGGUUGCUAUUACUGUUGCACCAGCUGCUGAUCCAGCUGUAGAUCCUGCUCCAGCUGUUGAUCCCACUCCAGCUGUUGACACUGCAUCAACCUCAGCCAGUGCUGAGGUCUCUGUUGUUGUGAAGAGAGAUGUACCUGCUGCACCCGCUGGCACCCCUGCACCCGCCGGCACCCCUGCAACUCAAAAAGACCCCAUUUCUUUUGUGCCAGUGUGCCCAGGGAGGGUCAGAUUCUUCUAAGUGUUCAGGUCCCACAGACUCUAUACUUUCAACUACACAGGUACUAGAAUAAUUACACAUAACUGAACAUGUCCUGUGAUAGGUAGAUGUAAUGCCACAUUUCCUACAAACAAGACUGUUAUGCUUUGCAAAACUCUUGAAAUUUCUGUAAAAUGGAUGAUCAAGAUUUGCAUUUGAUGCUGAAUAAAUCUCUCAAAUCAAA
Messenger RNA from Siniperca chuatsi (mandarin fish), 1449 nucleotides. Its product is annotated as alpha-2-HS-glycoprotein-like. Gene Ontology annotation, biological process: negative regulation of endopeptidase activity. Gene Ontology annotation, cellular component: extracellular matrix; blood microparticle; extracellular region. The record is from RefSeq and is a predicted model, not a curated record. The transcript has 7 exons. Gene Ontology annotation, molecular function: cysteine-type endopeptidase inhibitor activity. The coding region runs from base 102 to 1247 and encodes 381 amino acids. NCBI's taxonomy places the organism in Eukaryota, Metazoa, Chordata, Actinopteri, Centrarchiformes, Sinipercidae.